Molecule: messenger RNA, 150 nt
Organism: Sparassis crispa
Lineage: Eukaryota; Fungi; Basidiomycota; Agaricomycetes; Polyporales; Sparassidaceae
Exons: 2
Coding region: 1-150 (49 amino acids)
Source: RefSeq, a predicted model, not a curated record
AUGUCACCCCUUGAGAACCAUAAACAUGUUCCCCAAGCCAUGAAAGAGCUCAUAAGGAUCUUCUCAGCUCUCUCCAGGGCAUGCCAGUGCGAGAACUCUCGCACACAGGCUCUCCGGCGAGCGCUUGAGCUUCCGCAUUUGUUGUCUUAG